Messenger RNA from Vitis riparia (riverbank grape), 648 nucleotides. Its product is annotated as nuclear transcription factor Y subunit beta-like. Gene Ontology annotation, molecular function: DNA-binding transcription activator activity, RNA polymerase II-specific; RNA polymerase II cis-regulatory region sequence-specific DNA binding; protein heterodimerization activity. The transcript is spliced from 2 exons. Lineage: Eukaryota; Viridiplantae; Streptophyta; Magnoliopsida; Vitales; Vitaceae. Gene Ontology annotation, biological process: regulation of transcription by RNA polymerase II. The record is from RefSeq and is a predicted model, not a curated record. Gene Ontology annotation, cellular component: CCAAT-binding factor complex. Bases 1 to 648 code for a protein of 215 amino acids.
AUGGAGACUGAUGGUGAUCAGUUUCAUGUCUACCGCAGAAAGUUCCCACCAAACUCAUCCAACUCUGCUCUCACUUUGGGUUCCCGCUCCUCCAACCCCAUCAACACCAUGGCCGGCGAGGGCCAACAGCAGGGUCGGCGGGAGCAGGAGCAUUAUAUGCCCAUGGCACAUUUGACACGCGUCAUGCGUCGUGUCCUCCCUGCCCAUGCUCAGAUCUCCGACCAGGCAAAGGAAAGCAUCCAGGAAUGCGUUUGCGAGUUCAUUAGCUUCAUAACUAGUGAGGCUAAUGACAGGAGCCACCAUGAGCUGCGGAAAACCAUCACCGGUGAGGACAUCAUAGCUGCUAUGGGGAAGCUUGGGUUUGACGACUACAUUGAGCCCCUCACUCUGUACCUACAUCGCUACCGCCAGGCAGAGAAUGAGCGUGACGGCCGUCUGCCUCUUGGGGGUGCCAUGGACUAUGCUUCCCUUGGUGCCACACUGAGUUAUGGGCCACCACUCCCGCCGCCGCCGCCCCAGACUUUGAACAUGGGGAACCUAGAGGGGUUGCAAGAUGCUGCUGCUAUAGUUACUCAUAACUACUUCAAGGAAGAGGCGGGUGGUGCCGGCGGUAGCACCUCUUCUAGGUACCCUCGCGAAGACAAGUAA